Dovyalis caffra is the source of this 615-nucleotide messenger RNA. NCBI's taxonomy places the organism in Eukaryota, Viridiplantae, Streptophyta, Magnoliopsida, Malpighiales, Salicaceae. The record is from the annotation of a GenBank genome assembly.
AUGAACUUCCUCUCCAAUGCAUUCUCGCUACUGGAAAUCGACGCCGACGACGAUCGACUAAAAUCCGCUCCCUCGUCGUCUGCUUCUUCAAAACCUAAAUCAGCUUCCACAACUAACAACACAGGUUUGAAUACUGAAGUUGAUAGAAUACUGGAGAUUGCUUGUAUAAUAACUGAUGGCAAUUUGACCAAGUCAGUGGAGAAGGAAGUGGAGGAAUGUACUUCGUUUGUUGAGAUCCUCACUUCUUUUCAGCCCUCAAGGAGUUUAGAUGGAAUGCGAAUCAUUCUAGGUUUGACAAAGAAGGUGCUCCAAAGUAAACUUAGUGAAAGAGAAGCUGAAAAGCAGGUUGUAGAAUUUGUCAAGAGACAUGUUGGUACAUACCCACCUCUUUUAGCAGGAAAUUCAAAAUACAUGCCAGAUUUGGCUAGUCUCUUCUCUCAUGUUGUUGUUGAUGUUAGCAGUGUCAAGGCUUUGUGUAUGCGCUGGUAUCCUAGAGAUCAGAAGAAAGCCCCUCAGAAGGAAAACAAACAUAGAGCCUUGGAUGAUAUCAGGGAAAGCAUAACGGAACUCAAAUACUACAAGGCAAACAUAUUCAAACCAAUUUCUAAGAAGUGA